GCGCCGCGUCGGACGUAAUCGUGUCUGUUCCCAGCGUGGCGGAGUGUGGGCAUCCUAAAUUCGCCGUUUAAUGUUUUGGAUCCGGUGACGCGUGUGUUGUGUCAAGUUUUAAUACUUCGUACUCGCGGAGCCGACACACUUGUUGAAUAUUAUUCGCGAGGCGAUUUGGCGCAUCGUUGUAAGGUGGAUGGGCACGUUGACGGUUUGUCGCGUGCCUCGCGACGUUACGAGAUGCCGCGUGUGAUACCGAGAGAGAUGGAUCCAGAAAAACAGCGCAAUUAAUACCUGAAUAUUCUCUCGGUAACGGGGAAAAAUCUCGAACUACAUAUAAUGACUCUCUUCGAGACGUUGACAAGGCUGAAUUCGUUCGGAAACAGCCCCUAAAAUCGACUGUGGAGUGCACGCGAACGACCUCUUUCAGCGAUGUAAAGCGUGCGUGUACUGAGAGUUGCUGUAUUGUAAUUGUGCGGAUGUGCCCCGCCGCGUGUUAUGAGUCGAGUGCUGCUGCUGUUGUUGCUCGCUGCUGCAGGGAGGAAGGAAAGUUGCCGGAGGCAACCGACGACUCGGUGCCAGUCCCCAGGAUGACCCGCGGCUUGCGAAUGAGGCGAAGUCUGCAGGUGCUUGGAUUAAUUCUCGCAACCGCGUACGCCACCGUUUUGUUGUACCAGGCGGUUGCCCCCCGACAGUGGCUGGAGGAUCACCCUGAGGCCGUUGUCGGGGUUCCGGGGAACCCGGAGGACCCGGAUAUCGGUGUCGAGGUCGUUCCAAUAACGCCACCGUUUGCGACAGCAACCGUCGCCCCUUCUGGCACCGCCCUCACCGACGUCUUCAUCAGCGUCAAGACGACUCGACACUACCAUUAUUCCCGGCUGCCAGCAAUACUCACUACGUGGUUCCAGCUGGCAAAAAAUCAGACUUGGUUCUUCACCGACAAGGACGACGCCGUCUUCCAAACGAAAACAAAUGGCCACAUGAUCAACACCAACUGUUCAUCGUCGCACAACAGGAAGGCGCUAUGCUGCAAAAUGUCCGUGGAGUUCGACAAGUUUUUGGAGAGCGGGAAGAAGUGGUUUUGUCACUUCGACGACGACAACUAUGUGAACGUACCGCGACUGGUCAAACUGUUGGACGAUUAUGACCCGCGGGAGGAUUGGUACCUUGGCAAACCGUCGAUACGAGCCCCUCUCGAGAUAGUGAACAGGGAGGGAAAUCCACCGUCGAAAAAAUCGCUCAAGAUAAGGUUCUGGUUUGCCACAGGGGGUGCCGGUUUCUGCCUAAGUCGAGCCUUGGCGCUGAAGAUGAUGCCGGUGGCCAGCGGUGGAAAAUUCAUCAGCAUUGGCGACAAGAUCAGGCUGCCGGACGAUGUGACCAUGGGAUACAUAAUAGAGCACCUACUCAAAAAGCCCCUGACCGUCGUCGAGCAGUUUCACUCCCACUUGGAGCCAAUGAAGUUCCUUCACAAAGAGACAUUCCACGAUCAGAUAUCAUUCAGCUUCUCGAAGAACGCAAAGGAUGAAUGGAACAUCGUCAAGAUAGAUGGAUUUGAUCUUAAAUACGAUCCAAAGAGAUUCAAAUCCAUCCAUUGCUAUCUCUUUCCAUACUUCUCAUAUUGUCCUCGAAGAUGAUGAUCAUCGUGAAACGCGUAAGAAUUUCGGACAGCGAGAAUCUUCUCAAAGUAUGCGAUGGAUGUGAAGAAAAACGCAAUCGUCAAUCCAAAUUCCCGUGAUACCGUGUUACGGGUAAUACGGUACCAUAAAUCUCCCCUCACUUUGUUUUUCUUUUACUAAUUUAACGUUCAUUCAAAUUUGAAUGCACGUGUUGACGAUGGAAUUAUCGAACAUCUUGCGCUCAACAGAGGUUUUUAUCUCUGCGUUGAUCGAACCUUAAGCAAAAAACGAAGAUUCCUUGUUCCCAAUCGUCCCGAUUCUUCGUGCUAUUUUCAUGAGCACUCGCAUCAUAUUCUACACACACACACACAUACACACACACACACUGUGUUUUGAAAUAAAUAUAUAUAUACAUAUACGUAUACAGAUCUGCAUUACAUGCGUGGUUAUAUAUAUAGCGAGGUGUGUAAAUAAAAAAAGGAAUUUAUAUAUAUUACGAUUGAAAAUGUGAAUGUAAAUCUCUAAAAUUCGUAGUUUCGCUAGCUCGCGUAUCUUUUGUAUUAUAAUUUUCGCGGGUAUACGUUAUAUACGUAACUUGGUAUGAUAUCGUAAUAUAGGUAUGUAUAAACUAGUCCUCCUAGAAAUUAUUUAACAAUACCUCUUUUCAUUAUAGUAUAGUAUGAAUUUUAUGAAUUAAGCAACGGUACUAUAUAACAAUUUGUCAUAUUCUUUCAUUUUUUAUUUCUCUCGCUGUGAUGCAAUCGUGUGCAAUAUGGAAUCGUUUAUACUGUGUUAUUGUUAUCGAAAAAUUUAGUAAGCAAAUAACAUGCAGUAGCUAUAUUGGAACGUUUCUGUUUCAAUCUCAUUUGGUUUCUUCGUGAACCCUAGAGGAGACACGUUCUAUUCAUAAAUAUAUUUGUGUACUGCAUUGGUGUGAUAUAAUAAUAAUAAUCAUGUAAGUAACAAUAAGAAUAAUGAAUAUCGCAAUAACAAUAAGUAUUGUUAUUUUAAUGUAGUAGUAGCGAAAUUGUUGAUACUAUAGUAACGAGUAUAGAUAUAUGAAAUUAUAAGAUAAUAGCCUGGAUGUAAAAAGACGUUUGAUAAGUAACAUAAAAGGUUUUCGAUAACACUUUGAACGGUGCCGAUCAACUGUAAGAAUAACUGGAUUUCACUUAUCGACUAAUGAAUUAUCAAUAAGUAUACUAUCUUUUGAAAAACGGUACAUGUCCUGAAAACUUGAACAAUGAUCGUUCUAUUGCGAAAUGGAUUGAAGAGUAUCCUGUGUUUUCAACGCAUUCUGCAUGUAACUUCCAGUUGGUUGACCGGUUCAGACCAAACUGUAGUUCGUUGUGAAAUGUUGUCGUAAGGCUUUGUAUUGAAGAGGAUCUAUAUGUAUUAUACACAUUGCUAGGUGAUAACAUAUAUUCUUUAUUCUGUAAGUGAGUGAAUUUCAUGAUUGAUUGUGAGUUAAGGCACUCUUCACGUUACAAACGGAUUGCUAAUAUUCGAUAUCUUAUUGGAUGUUACGUUAGGCAUAUAUGUACGUUAUUUGGUGAAAAUGGAGAUUGCAUAAUGACUUUUGUACAUUGUCACGUUGCUCAAAGCAGAAUAAAAUGUAUCAUAGAACUGUUACCAUAUAAGGUGAUAUUGUGUUACCUACAAUGGCUAUAGGUUUAUAUCGAUGGGUCCCACUGAAACGCAGGUUCCCGGAUAGAACAGACGAAUCUCGCCAGAAAUGUAAUACAGACACAUCAUAGAAAAUGCUACAGCCAGUGUAUACAAAGCUCUAUGUAAUACUUGUACCAUCUUAUAAGAUACAUCCGUAAAACAUCUGUUUUCGUAGAAACCGUCGAUAUUAGGUAUAUAUCAUGUACAUGCUUCUACUCACGCCAGCAUAGUGAGGUAACACGUUGGUCAGCGAGAUAUAUCCGUGGCGUAGAAAAUGUUUGUAUUUUAAGCAUAUUUUGUAUCAAUAAAGCGUAAACUACAUACGA
Neodiprion virginianus is the source of this 3601-nucleotide messenger RNA. It is a transcript of the gene fng, whose product is annotated as fringe glycosyltransferase. Bases 471 to 1625 code for a protein of 384 amino acids. Gene Ontology annotation, biological process: regulation of Notch signaling pathway. The transcript has 9 exons. Gene Ontology annotation, molecular function: O-fucosylpeptide 3-beta-N-acetylglucosaminyltransferase activity. The record is from RefSeq and is a predicted model, not a curated record. Gene Ontology annotation, cellular component: membrane. Lineage: Eukaryota; Metazoa; Arthropoda; Insecta; Hymenoptera; Diprionidae.